CGCUCAGUCCACCUUUGGAGGCCCCCCGCGCACAUUCCACUUACCGUUUAUCUUGGCUUCUCGGGAGGAGCGCGCGCAUUGGAAAAUCAAGAGCUGGCGAAACGGCACUGCUUGGAAAUCAGUCGCCUGCCUUUGCCCGAGCGGAGAGAAUCUCGAAACGCUCGAAUCCGACCUGUCGAGGAUUUUGGCUUCUGGGUGCUGCUGCUGAGCAGCCAAAAAUCGCAGAGCGCAGAAAUCGAAUGGGAAAAAGCGCUGCCAUAGCGGGGGCAUCAAGAACGAAAGGAAUAUAAUAAAAUAUGGCCGAGGGCGAGAUGUGAAAAUGUGAAAAUGCCAGUCCAGGCCAUCGAGUAACCACGAAAAUUGCACUUUUUCCCCAAAAAAAAAUUCGUUUCCACACUAAAACCAAAAAAGAAAAACAACCAAAAAAAUCAAAGCACAAGCAAAACAAUUUCGGGGCGAGAAAAAAAACAUAUAUACAAAUAUACACAUUUCGAUUCCAAUUCUAGUGGCAAAAAAAUUCGUAUGUACUCGUCGUCGUUGCUCCUCAAAAAACAUACAUACAUACAUACAAACGCGUCCCCCUUUUCCCGCCCACCCAAUCGCCCCGAAAUCCUCAACGAAAAUACGUAUGGUGUCUGUGUGUGUGUGUGGUUCGAGUGAAAAUAUUAACAGUUGCGCUAAUGAAAAAAUACAACAAAAAAUUAAUAAUAAUAUGAAAAUAUAAAUAGCUAGAUUAUGGCAAUGGUCAACAAAGGAACCGAAUCAGCUGAUUUGUGAUAAGUGCAACGACCAACAGGAAUCACAAUCGCUUCGGGUUACAAGUGCAAUUAGCUGCCUACAUGUUGCAGCUGUUGCAGCAACAUCAGUACAAGUGGAGAAAAUCACGCAUACGCCCCAUCCGCCCAACGGGCCAAACAAUGCGCUCCACUUAGCCAAGUUGCGUGUCAAUGUGGUGGUACUCCAGUCCACCACCUUCCUUCGCACUGCUUACAAACACACACACACAUGUACAUAUGUACAUUAAUAUAUGUAUAUAUAUAUAUAUUUGUAUAUAUCGGUGUAAUGACUAGCCCAAGAAAUAAAUAAAGGCCAGAGAACAACAACUACGGGGGCAGCUCCAGCUGCUCAUAAAUUUCGUAACGCUUGUGAAAUGUGCCCCUUGGUGCACGGGGCCAUUGAAUCGCUAGAUUUUCGCCCGUAAAUCCAGAGCGGAAUAUGUAAAUGCCGUAGGCGCCACCACCCGCGCACCGUAGAUUCGAUUAACCAAAAUAAAAUAAAAAAACCAACGUCCAUACCCCAGGAGAGACCACGCGAAAUCAGGACCUAAGAUAAGGAUAACUAUUACUCGAAAGGUUAUCUGAAAAAUCAAAAAGAAUUUCUGGAAUUUUUCGGGCAUGUAAAAUCCCCUCAAGGAAAAGCUGAGAAAGCAAAAAAAAAACAUUAAACAAAACGAAAACUAAAAUCAAGAGCAGCAGCUGCACAAAGAGCAAGAACAAGCUAGAGAGCAAGUACCAGAGAGGGAUAGAGAGAGAAGGAAGAGCGCUAUAGAGUGGAAACUUUCGAUAAAAAAUUAUUAGCAAAAACAUAAAUACGUAACGGAAUCGGGAGAACCCGUGCCUUCUGCCCGUACCAAGGAAAUCGAGAAAGAGAAUAACCGAAAGCGAAUCGAAGAAAAGAGCACCCGAGCGAAGCGGGUGAGUGGGUAGGUCAGUGGCAGUGGGCGGUCCGCCAGCUGGGGCAGCACCACCAUCACCACCCAUCACCACCUCAAUCACCACCUCCAUCUCCAGCUCCAUCAGCACCGCCAGCGUCAACCUCAACUUUCAAAGGGCAGGUAGCGGCAUGUCCUGCACCGUUUCGGAGCUGCCCAGUGGCUGUCGAUUGCGCGGCAUGACUGCAUCCUCACAGCAAAGUGCCGCCAACAAUAGUGGCAACAAUGGCAAUGGCAACGGCGGCGGAGGCGGUGGCGUUGGAGGCGUCGUCGGUGGUGGCGGCAGCUUGGGCGGUGUAUCACCCACAGUGGGCGGCAGCGUGGGAGUCGGCUCUACGUCCAACGUUCUACAGGAGUCCAAUGUGGCCACGUUGCAGCGACCACAAUCACAGAAACCAUGCUGCUUCUGUUGGUGCUGUUGCUGCUCCUGCUCCUGGGCCAAAUGUCUGGCCAUCAAGAAUGCCGAUGAAAAUGCCCCCACGAAGCGAGAUCUCGUAAAUGCCGAAUUCUUAGAUGGCGAGCAACCCACACUGGAGGAAAUCCGCAGCUGGGGCAAAAGCUUCGACAAGCUGAUGAAGAGCACAGCUGGUCGAAAGGUGUUCCAGAAUUUCCUGCGCAGCGAAUUCAGCGAGGAGAACAUCCUGUUCUGGCUAGCCUGCGAGGACCUCAAAAAGGAGAGUAGCGCAGAACUGGUGGAGGAGAAGGCGCGCCUCAUCUAUGAGGACUAUAUAUCGAUCCUGUCGCCCAGGGAAGUGUCGCUGGACUCGCGAGUCCGCGAGAUCGUCAACCGGAACAUGAUCGAGCCCACGACGCACACCUUCGACGAAGCUCAAAUCCAGAUCUAUACACUGAUGCACAGAGACUCAUAUCCGAGAUUCCUAAACUCGCAAAAGUUCAAGACACUCGCUCAACUGCAAGACAACUCGAAUGCCGGCUCGAAGGCAGAUAGUCCUACUUAGAGAGGAUCCUUUGGGGGACUACCGGAUCCGUCUUUGACCUCGGUACAGUUGCGCUGUGUUGACUUCCGCUGUUGCUCUCCAAAUUGGUAUUUCCCUGAUUUUCCAACCCCGCCACCGCCGCCGACGCCGCCUCUGCUGCUGCUGCUGCUGCAAUCGACUAAGCAAUAUGUAUCCAUUAGUAGAACCAUUUAAAAAAAAAAGUAUUGCGCGCAGCCCCGAAUAGUUCCGGAGCCUGGAAGAGGGGCGGGGGAAUCGGACGACAUGCAUUCUACGUAAAACGGAUUCCUUCUCUACCUACGUUCUAGUCGUUAACUAACCAAAGAGUUAAGCACUACAAGAAAAUUGUUUACACUAAGGAGCUGGUUCGACCACAGAAAGCAUUUUCCAAACAGAAACAGAAACAAAAAGAAAGAAAAACAAACAAAAAUAGCCAGCAAGCUAAUACGAAACGAGCGACACAAAUAGCAUCUAUUGUAAUACUAGUGAUCUAAGAGACGUAUUAAUCAAAUUGCAACAAAGAUUACGGAACCCGCUAACCGAUAAGUAAAUUUAAACGUAAUCAUAAACCGCAACGUAACAGAAAUACUUUUUCCAACAAACAAAAAUUACAAACCAAAAAAAAAAUCCCAAAAAAAAAAAAAUGAAAGAAAACCAAAAAAUCUUUUUAAACGUAUUGCAUACAUAACUUUAUAAACUUAUAUAUAUAUACACAAACAGGAUAUAUACAUAUAUAUAUAUUCGGAUAUAUAGAGACAUUUAACUUGACUAGUUUUGAAAUCGUUUUAGGUCAUACGAGUAAUGACAUCGAAGCAUUUUGUAAAUACAACAGCAGACGGCAAACACUUUCUACUUUCUUAUGAGAACCCGAUCGAGGAGCAUCCUCCUUUCUUAAGCAAAUCUUACAAGGCCCCAUCUUGAGCUGUACUUUGAGCCAGACCAGAACCGAACCGAACAGACCAUAUACAUACACAUAUGUUAUAUAUAUAUAUAUAUAUAUAUAUAUAAAUAUAUAUCAGCCCUAUAAAGUCUUAGCCGAAACCGAUAUCUGAUAACCGGAACAAAUGCAUAACAAACUAACUAACGUGUACUAUAUUAUUUCGAUGUCGAGCUGAUUUCCAAGUCGAAAGAAGAACGUUUCGCAAUAUCACUGCCAACAAAUAAAUCAGAACUUCGCAAGAGAUAUAUAUAUAUUCGUAUAUACCCUCUUAUAUUGUA
Drosophila eugracilis is the source of this 3885-nucleotide messenger RNA. RefSeq names its product regulator of G-protein signaling 17 (gene Dhit). NCBI's taxonomy places the organism in Eukaryota, Metazoa, Arthropoda, Insecta, Diptera, Drosophilidae. Bases 1843 to 2670 code for a protein of 275 amino acids. The record is from RefSeq and is a predicted model, not a curated record. The transcript has 7 exons.